Magnolia sinica is the source of this 845-nucleotide messenger RNA. RefSeq names its product CDPK-related kinase 6-like. The coding region runs from base 283 to 687 and encodes 134 amino acids. NCBI's taxonomy places the organism in Eukaryota, Viridiplantae, Streptophyta, Magnoliopsida, Magnoliales, Magnoliaceae. The transcript has 5 exons. The record is from RefSeq and is a predicted model, not a curated record.
UCCCGGAAGAAGGGAUGGAGGCAGAGCGGCAACUCGAUAAGAGCUUCGUUUCCAGGAAGAAUUUCAGGGCAAAGUACUAGCUGGGGAAGGAAGUUGGGCGGGGGGCAUACAUGUUCGGCCAGGGCGAAGAAAGGGGAGAUCAAGGGCCAGCUCAUUGCUGUCAAGAUCAUCUCCAAAGCUCAGGUGCAGUGGGAGGUGAAAAUCUUGAAAGCUUUAUCUGGGAAUAAAAAUCUGGUCAAAUUUCAUGAUCCAUGCAAGGAUGCAAAUUAUGUCUGCCUAACAAUGGAUCUUCAAGCUGCUACAAAAGGAAGGGCAUCAUUUUUGAUGGAUCAGAUAUCUUAUAGAAAGAUGGAUUUUGAAGAUUUCUGUGCUGCUGUAAUCAGCUCAUGUGAAUUGGAGGCCCUCAAAGGCUGGGAGCAGAUUGCUAGCAUGGCUUUUGAGCAUUUUGAACAGGAACGGAACCCAGUCAUCUUAGUUGAGGAAUUGGCAUGGGAAAUGAACUUGGGUCCGAUGGCCCACUCAAUCCUCCAUGAUUGGAUCAAAGAGUGCGGCAGGAAGCCCAACUUCCUUGGUUAUACAAAAUUUUUGCAUGGUGUGACAAGACGUAGCUCAAACACAACAUCAGUAGCUUUUGUAGCGGAUUUGGUAAAUUAUUUUCAAAAAAAGAUAAGAGAGUGUUGUUUGUAAGUGUGUUUGCAAGUGGUUUUAGUAGACAAAUGCUGUGUAAAUGAACAGUUCCCCCAAGAAGCCAAGGUGCGAGGUUCUUAGGUAAGUUCAGUUCAUGGCUCUCUUCACUUUCACUGUAUCAAGGGGAAGAUAAUCGAUUAUAUUUCACCUGUGGCCAA